Messenger RNA from Aspergillus terreus NIH2624, 1242 nucleotides. Its product is annotated as Gfo/Idh/MocA family oxidoreductase. Gene Ontology annotation, biological process: NADPH regeneration. The record is from RefSeq and is a predicted model, not a curated record. Gene Ontology annotation, cellular component: cytoplasm. Gene Ontology annotation, molecular function: oxidoreductase activity; nucleotide binding. Bases 1 to 1242 code for a protein of 413 amino acids. The transcript has 5 exons. Lineage: Eukaryota; Fungi; Ascomycota; Eurotiomycetes; Eurotiales; Aspergillaceae.
AUGGCGCCUCCCAGCGUGUUAAUGGUAGGCACGGGCGAGUACACCACCGGCUACGUUGGCGGUGGCGCCUCGGGCUCCGACAAGAAGGUCGGCGUGGUGGGGUUGACGCUGUUCGACCUGCGCCGUCGCGGCAAAGUCGGCGACCUGAGCAUGGUAGGCGUCUCUGGACGCAAAUUCCCAGGCAUCCGCGCACACCUGCAAAAGAACAUCUCAGAGGUCUACAACAACCUCGACACGAGCUUCACGUCCUACCCCGCGGACGACCAGACAGACCCGGACGCCUACAAAACCGCCAUCGACGCCCUCCCCGCCGGCUCAGCCAUCACCAUCUUCACGCCGGACCCGACGCACUUCCCGAUCGCGCUGUACGCGAUCCAGCGCGGCAUCCACGUCAUGAUCACCAAGCCCGCGACACAGCGGCUGGCCGACCACCUCACGCUCAUCGCCGAGGCGCGCAAGCACGGCGUCUUCGUCUUCGUCGAGCACCACAAGCGCUUCGACCCGGCCUACUCUGACGCCCGCGCCAAGGCCCGCACCCUCGGUGACUUCAACUACUUCUACAGCUACAUGAGCCAGCCCAAGUCCCAGCUCGAGACCUUCAAGGCCUGGGCCGGCCGCGACUCCGACAUCUCCUACUACCUCAACUCCCACCACAUCGACAUCAACGAGAGCAUGGUCCCCGACUAUGUGCCGGUCAAGGUCACCGCGUCCGCUAGUAAAGGCACCGCCGUGGAUCUGGGGUGUGUGCCCGAGACGGAGGAUACCAUCACGCUGCUUGUUGAGUGGCGCAAGAAGGAUAACCCCGCGAAGGUCGCCACGGGCGUCUACACGGCCAGCUGGACGGCUCCGCAAAAGGCCGGCGUGCAUUCCAACCAGUACUUCCACUAUAUGGGCUCCAAGGGCGAAGUUCGCGUCAACCAGGCCAAGCGUGGCUACGACGUCACCGAGGACGAGCAAGGCCUGAUCUGGGUGAACCCAUUCUACAUGCGCUACGCCCCCGACGACGAAGGCAACUUCGGCGGCCAGACCGGCUACGGCUACGUCAGCUUCGAGAAGUUCAUCGACGCCGUCACCGCGCUGAACGAGGGCCGCGUCACCCUCGACCAGCUGGAUGCCCGCCCGCUGCCCACGCUGAAGAACACCGUCGCCACCACGGCUAUCCUGCAUGCAGGACGCAUCUCGCUGGACGAGAACCGGUCUGUGGAAAUCGUUUCCGAUGGCGGAAAGUGGGAGCUCAAGUAG